This is a messenger RNA of Acromyrmex echinatior (Panamanian leafcutter ant), 1830 nucleotides long. RefSeq lists its product as uncharacterized. Lineage: Eukaryota; Metazoa; Arthropoda; Insecta; Hymenoptera; Formicidae. The record is from RefSeq and is a predicted model, not a curated record.
GGCCGAUCAGGAUAGAGACCAGAUAUCGUCAUGUGGCAGUAUCGGACAAUUGGCCUUUUGGCCUUAAUAUUCGCAACAUGUACCCAAGCACAAAUACCAGCUGGUGGAGUAGGAGGAAUAGGUGGAAUAGUCAGGAAUGUAUAUGUAUACCGUGGAAAUAGCGGUUUCAGCCAUGAAGUUAGCGUAAGUGAGGGACUCGGAGGUGCAAUCCCUCCUUAUGUUGGAAUUGACGGCAGUCAUGAAAAUGAAUUACUGCGUUUGAAGCGUUAUAGUGGAGGUAGCGCUUUCAGUAGCGCUAGCAGUUCGGCCAGCGCAAGCUCGUAUGGUGAUGGUGGCGGUUUCUCCAAAUCCGAUUCUCAAGCUAUCGGUAGUGCUUCGGCAGGUGCACAAGCCUCGGCUUUGACAAAUGGAGGAUACGGAGGCGGUGGACAUGGCGGUGGUGGAUACGGUGGUGGUGGACACAGUGGUAGUGGACACGGCGGUGGUGGCGGUGGUCAUGGUGGCGGACUUGGAGGUAGCAGUGGACACGGCGGUUACGGGGGUGGCGGUGGACAUGGUGGCUUUGGCGGUGGCAGUGGACACGGUGGUAGUCUAGCAGGUGGUAUUGAUGGCAUUGGUAGCGGAGGUGGAUACGGAGGCGGUAGUCAUGGCGGAAUCGGAGGUGGCGGUGGACAUGGUGGAAUUGGCGGUGGUCACGGAGAUGGUGGACUCGGAAUUGGCGGUGGUCACGGAGGUGGUGGACUCGGAAGUGGCGGUGGUCACGGAGGUGGCCAUGGCGGUGGUCACGGAGGUGGUGGAUAUGAAAGCGGCGGUGGAUUAGGAGGUGGACAUGGCAGCAGUGGUGGAUACGGAGGUGGUGGCCAUGGAGGUGGAGGACAUGGAAGCGGCGGCGGCGGAUACGGAGGCAGCGGCGGAUACGGAGGCAGCGGUGGAUACGGAGGUGGCGGCCAUGGAGGUGGGCACAAAGGCGGAUAUGGACUCGGAGGCUAUGGUGGUGAUAGUCACGGUGAUGGAAUUGACAAAGUUAGUGGAGGUGGUUAUGGUGGAGGUGGGUCUAGUGCCGGCAGCUACAGUGGAAGUAGUGCCGGUGCUGGCAGUUAUGGAGGAAGUAGUUCAGGAGGACAUGAUGGUGAUGGCCACGGAGGACAUGGUGGUGGUGGUGGUGGUGGUGGUGCUGGUGGUGGUGGUGGUAGCGGUGGUGGGUAUGGCGGGGCUGGUUCUCAUGGAGGUAGUUACGGAGGUGGUGGAGGUGGCUAUGGCAACGAUGAUUUGGGAGGUGGACAUGGAGGCGGUGGACAUGGAGGAUCUUUAGGUGGACAUGGAGGAGGUUUAAGUGGUGGAUACGGUGGAGGACAUGGAGGUGGAUUGGGUGGUGGACAUGGAGGUGGAUUGGGCGGUGGACAUGGAGGUGGAUGUGUUAGUGGAAGAUGUGGUACUAGUGGUGGUGGAUAUGCUAAUGCCCAAGCUAGUGCGAGCGCAAAUGCCGGUGCUGGAAGUGGCGGAUAUGGAGGUCACGGAGGUCUUGGCGGUCACGGACCGGGAGUGGAUCUAUUCUCCCGUAUUGGUGACACUGAUGACGGUGGUACCAGCAAGAGCGGUACUGUCGAAGGAGCCAAAGGAGUUUACAGCAGCAGCGCGUCUAACAUAGACAAUACUGGUAAAGGUACUUACUCUGUUAAAGCUGGUAAAAUUCCAGCAUAAAUGUCGCGUUUAAUUUUCAUCUUGAUUUCGGAAAUUGUUGCUGUGCUAGAGAUCUUCCUUACGACUCAAGAUGCAUAGCUGUAAUUACAAAUAUCUAUUUUUACAUAAACGUUAUUUUACAUAAUUCAA